Penicillium angulare is the source of this 501-nucleotide messenger RNA. RefSeq names its product cytochrome c oxidase subunit VIa. Bases 1 to 501 code for a protein of 166 amino acids. The transcript is spliced from 5 exons. Lineage: Eukaryota; Fungi; Ascomycota; Eurotiomycetes; Eurotiales; Aspergillaceae. Gene Ontology annotation, molecular function: enzyme regulator activity. Gene Ontology annotation, biological process: mitochondrial electron transport, cytochrome c to oxygen. Gene Ontology annotation, cellular component: mitochondrial inner membrane. The record is from RefSeq and is a predicted model, not a curated record.
AUGUCGAACCACUCAAACGGUGUGGAUUUCAACCUCAUUCGAUCUCCCACUCAGCACUCCUUUAUUCCCUCUACGAGUCCUCUUCCCACAACAAUUGCCAUGUUCUCUCGCAACAUUGCCCGUCUAUCCCAGCGCGCUGCGCCAGUUCGCUCGGCCGCGCAGCGCCGCUUCAACAGCGCUGAGGCCAAGCCUUCUUGGAUCGUUGAUAAUGAGUUCAAUCGCGAACGGGCUGCUGUCAAGCACCACGCCGCCUCCACUAGCGAUCUCUGGCGCAAGCUCUCCAUCUUCGCUGUUAUUCCUUGCUUGAUUGGUGGGGGUAUCAACGCCUACAACCUCUGGUCUGAGCACUGGGAGCACUGGGAGCACAUGGCCCCUCUUGAAGAGCGCACCGAGUACCCUUACCAGAACAUCCGCGUGAAGAACUACCCUUGGGGAGACGGUGACAAGACCAUCUUCUGGAACUCCGAUGUCAACUAUCACAACAAGGACAAGGCCACCUGA